UGGCAACAGUUUGUUUAUUCCGUUGAAUCUGCCCUUUACGUUGCGAUUGAGUUGAUUGAGUCAAGUUGUUUCGGUGGCUAUUUCGCGAAUUCUAAGCAAACACACAAUGGGUGUUAAACAUUUGGAUCAUUUCAUCCGCAACAAGGUGGAUAACGGUUGUUCCAAAGUAAACAUUGCUGAUGAAGUUCGGAAGUACCACAACAACGCAGCGGAUGCCACGUUGGAUCCUCCGCUUCCAGUGAUAGUCGUCGAUGUGUGGGCCUUGCUUGGCGAAUUGAUGGGAAUAGAUAGAGAAUCGUUGAUAUUCGGUGCGCGCUUUAAUGUAGGCUUCUGGAUUAUCGACGGUUUCCUGCGAAAGCUUAAAUCUCUUGAUGUGACGCUGGAGUUCUUCGUGGAUGGAAGUGUGCUGGACUUCAAGCUUGAUACAUGGUCCCAGCGUCGGGAUAGGGGAUAUCAGGAGAUGCUUGAGCUGAUCGAUGCUGUUGAUAUGGGCGAUGAUGUAGAAGCGAUUCUGGCAAACCACGAAGCUCCGUCUUGCUGCUACGCUAUAGAAUAUCUCGCCCGAAGGCACGGUAGAUUGACCGUUUCGUUGGAGAAGGAGUGUGAUCAAGAGCUGGCUGCGUUCGCUUGUAAAGCGAACGCUCUGGCUAUUAUUUCCAACGACUCCGAUUUUCUGAUUUACGAUGGUGAUUGGAAGUAUUGGUCAUCCAGGGAUCUCGACAUCACUAGUUUGGACACGCUGGAGUACAAUCGUAAGGCGUUGUUGAAGCAUUUGGGAUUAAAUUUUGCGCAAAUGCCGUUGUUCGCGACUCUUUGUGGUAACGAUAUUGUGGUGCUUGAAGAAUUGAAGCGAUUCCACUACAGACUUGGAAAAUACUCGGACAAGAUGAUAAACGUAGCCAGAUUCAUUCGUCAGGGGCCAAAAUCAGUAGAUGUGAGCAAAGUUGUGGAACAGGCGUUCGGACCGCGUAACGCGCAUGUGAAGGAUCGCUUCCAAACCAGCUUGGAUUUCUACAAAACGGACUAUUCCACAGUUACCAAUCACGAGGAAUCGCCUCAAAUGCGAGAGAUUUUCCUAAAGCAUCCCAACAAGUUCAUGUAUCAACUCUGGCACAAGAAGCCUUACACCGUUUCGUUUGGACCGGUUGAUAUGCGCAGGAUAGAAUUGGGAGAACGACUCCCCAAAUUCGCCCUCCGCAUUCACUUGCGUACAGCCGGGAUUGUUUUGUAUCACCGCGUUGAGCAUCGGAAGUCCUACACGCACCCAUUCGUCAUCAAACUUGAUCAUGAGCUCAAACACAAACUCCAACGCUUCUUUGUGGAAUUUCCACCCACUGAUGUACCACCUACUUUGCCGGAGCUUUUUUCUUCCGAUCCGGCUGUCGGGGAAAAUCUCCAUGAUCGAAAACUGCAACUAAUUAGCUGGAUCGUAUCCGAACGAUUAGACUACCGUCAACUUAAACCCAUAUUACGACCUUUGCUUCCGACUGUUAUCACUCUGUGCAAUUUGAUGGAGAACCACGUCCUCCAGCUGUUCGAGGCCGAUUUGCUGCUGCACGUGGCAUAUCAGGUGGUGACUGAUGACUAUGAUCCCGCAACGAUGGAAAUUCCUACCAAGGUGCAAAGCCGCCCGUUUCGGUUGGUGUUUUUCUAUCAGACCAUGUACCGACUCGUAGUUGAAGCGAUGGGUUGCAUUGGGUUGAACCUGCAGAAAUUCAGGGAAGAUCCCCCUUUCGACGGAGUGAUGUUUCACACGAAAUAUGAGGAGUGGGCUUCGUCAGAGGUGAAAACGACACCGAUUGCGCAAUGGCGAAUAUAUGCUCAUCAGUGUUGAUCAAGGAUGGUAAAAAUCGCCUCACCCUACAUUCAAUCAGCACUCACCCAUAAACAUAUUCCCGCUAUGAAACACACCGUUUGUGUCGCUCCAUACCAAGAGUCACACGUUCACGCGAAUGAAGGAGAUAAAACAAACAGAUGAACUUUUGCCUA
Armigeres subalbatus is the source of this 1989-nucleotide messenger RNA. RefSeq lists its product as uncharacterized. Lineage: Eukaryota; Metazoa; Arthropoda; Insecta; Diptera; Culicidae. The record is from RefSeq and is a predicted model, not a curated record. The transcript has 3 exons. The coding region runs from base 107 to 1834 and encodes 575 amino acids. Gene Ontology annotation, cellular component: nucleus.